UUUUCGCCAACUUUUUCUCCCAUCUCGCCCAAACGCCUCACCCGAUUCUCUCACAUCACGACGCGUCGUCCCAAUCAAGAUCACCAAUCAAACAACACUCACCGAACUCAACUCAGAGUGGGGCCCCCGCAACUCCUCGACCUUUAUCCCUCUCUGUGUCGCUCCAUACGAUCGUCGGACGCACCAAUCUAGCGCGCGUGCGCGCAAACGGCUAGUGUAUCUCACGAUACAGCGAGUCAACAAGCUUUUUGUCGACGAGUAGAACGCGUGGGAGACGUUUGAAUGAAUAUGGGAGAUGCGAAGACGAAAGGAGCGUUUGGCGGCCGCACACACCUCAGAAUCCAUCUCAUCAACGGUAGCGUGCGUUCAAUCAAGUGUACAGAGCGUGUGGAGAUGCAAGAUAUCGUGCGACUCGUCGUGUCGCGCAUCAAUGCUGACGCCGGCGUAGUGUCGAAACACUUCUCGAUACGGAUGCAACACGAGCGCACGGGCGAGGCCUACUGGUUGGCGUUCAAUCUCUCGCUUGGGGACGUCCGGCAGCGCUAUGAGGCUCGGUAUCCGAGAGAGGAGUGGAAGUACGUGUUGAGAAUCCGCUUCCUGCCGAGAAGCAUCCACGAGCUGCUACAGAAAGAUCCGACCGCCUUCCAAUAUUUUUAUGACCAGGUGAAAUAUGACUAUAUGGCCAGCUCGGUCAGUGCAGCCGAGUACGAAAUCGCCAUCCAACUGGGAUGUCUAGAAAUGAGACGUUUUUUCAAGCAUAUGCCACAAGCUGCUCUAGCCAAGAAGUCGAAUUUUGAUUUUUUGGAAAAGGAGGUCGGACUGUGCAAGUUCAUUCCUGAUCAAGUUCUGGAGGCGACGAAGUCGAGGAAGCUUCAACGAAGCAUCUUGUCAUACUUCAAGCAGUUUGCAUCCCUCGAUGAGGACGCGUGUAUGAUCAAGUACUUUGAGAUCUUGUCGAAGCACAGACGGAUUGAUAUCGACAAAUUUGACUGUGAAGUUGGGAGUGGCGUUCACAUUCCGGUUACCGUGUUGGUUGGACCGACUCAGGGAAUCAGCUACAUCACCGAACAGUCUCUAUCAGAGUCACACAUGGCAAACUUCUACCAGAUCGGAGAAGUGAACAUCGCGCCGAUGGACUCGAAGAGAACUGCCGUUCGUAUUGACUGUCAUAGUGGCCCAGAGCCUAUCGUUUUCACGUGUCUCUCCGCCAAGACGGCAUACGAAAUGGCAACCCUAGUCGACGGCUACUGUCACUUAUACGCAAACACCAGAAUGUCAGUAUUCAAACCAAUUGAACCGGAUGCGUAUCGAUCCAGUGUUGCGUCGUAUAGCUCGGUGGUGAGUAGUAACACAAAGGGUGAUGAGAUGUCUCGGUUGGUGAGUCCGCCUCCGCUGCCGGAUACGUUGCGACCGAAGCUGCCUCGAGCUCCUGCCUCGACGCCUCCAGCGUCUACGGGUGCGACGAUGAAAGCUUUGAGGUUGUCGACGGUGUCAGAUACAACCGAUUACGCUGAAGUUAUGUUGACAGAAGAUAAGGAAGGCACUUAUUCGGAGCCAUCUGCGAAGGCUUGGGCAGUUGAUCGAAAUAAAGUGAUUCUUGGGCCACGAGUUGGAGAAGGUCAAUUUGGAGACGUACACAAAGGAACUAUGGACGGCAAAGAAGUAGCAGUCAAGACAUGCAAGGACACUGCAACGAAGGAAGAGAUGAACAAAUUUAUGGAAGAAGCCACUACCAUGGAGCAGUUCUCUCAUCCUCACAUCAUUAAGCUCUUGGGCAUUGUGACCGAAAAGCCUAUCUACAUUAUCAUGGAAUUUGCUCAGCUAGGAGAGCUGCGUAGCUACUUGUUAGACAGAGGGCUACAGAUUCAACAGAUGACUCUCGUAAGCUACUGCUACCAGAUCAGUUCAGCUUUGUCAUAUCUGGAAUCCAAGAAAUCCGUCCACAGAGACAUUGCGGCUCGUAAUUGUCUUGUUUCGAGUCCGGAAAUAGUAAAGCUUGCUGAUUUUGGUUUGUCGAGAUGGGUCGAGCACAACGACUACUACAAGGCAUCAAGAGGCAAACUACCCAUCAAGUGGAUGGCUCCCGAGUCAAUCAACUUCCGGAAAUUUUCCGGUGCCAGCGACGUGUGGAUGUUUGGUGUGUGCGCAUGGGAAAUCAUGUCUCGUGGUGUGAAACCGUUCUUCGGUGUCAAGAACAAUGAUGUCAUCGGAAAGAUUGAGGACGGUGAGCGGUUGCCAUUGCCGUCCGAUUGUCCGCCUGAUCUCUAUCAUCUUAUGAACGAUUGUUGGGAAUAUGAGGCGUCGAAGCGGCCCCAGUUUUCCGAAGUGAAGAGACGGAUAUUUGAAAUUCUUGGGUACGAGAAGAAAUUCGUUGAAGACGAGAAGAGGAAGAAAGCAAGACGGCCUAGUAAAAAAGACAUUUUCGGUGUACAACCACCGCCAAAGCCCAAUCGUUCCGUGGCAUCAUUCCCCAAACCAGACGGCGAUAACUCUCCAUUCAACAGGAAACGCCUUGACAGUGAGUGGCUCACACACACAUGGAGUUACAGUAUCAAGAUCACGAUCCGACGACCCGCUCUCGCCUCAAAUCGGAAAUUUAUCGGUCGACGACAGUGCAUACACAUACAUCGAAACCGCUCGAUGCCUUUUGUUCCCGCACACUAUGACGUUCCACGGAAACCAACGAUGGAGGCUACUCAGUCGAUUGGCAAUCGUGGACGCAGACCGUUGUCGAUGAGUUCGUUUCCGAGUGAGAACGCGGGACUGCAGGCGUUUGACGAUGCCGAGCUUCAUCACAGUUGGUCGUCGGAGUCAAUCAAGAGUCACGACUCGACGUUGUCGAACGGCUCAACGGGCGACGAACAGGAGAAAGAGGAGAGGAGACUGCAGAGGAAGAAAGAGAGGUUGGAGAGAGAGCAUGAGAAUCGACUCAAACGAGAGAUGAUGUUGCGGAAUCAACAGGAAGAGUCAUCGAAGGACGAUCAGUGGCUCAAGCAGUCAGAGAGACACUCGACGUAUGCUGUGUCUGCACAGGUUGCCGCACAGCUUGUUGAGAAGGCAAUAAAGGACAAGCAUGCCGGGUUGAUACCCGAGCAACUGUCGCCAACCGACGAACAAUCAGGAGCAACCACACCCGAGUGGCUCAACAGAGCAUCCAACCCCUCAUCGCCAGCAGAAAGUCCACGCUCAUCCCAAAGUCCAGGAGCCAAUCAUCAGACGCUCAUUGAGAGUGCUAUUUCAACUACCAAAGAAGUCGAGCAGCUAUUGGCCAGCGAUGAUCACAGCCGGUCGGCAUCACCGGGAUCAACCGGAAGUCGAACGAAAAACUCGCCUACACUUAGUAAUGGAAAUCCCGGGCAUUCGCAGUUGUUACACACGGUGACGACGGAUCGGAUUGUUGCUCAGACGACGGAACUGAUUCGCUCUGUGAUCACGAUGAGUUCGGACGUUCAGCGCAACAGAGCCGACACGUACCUUGGCCAUGCAAAGAAAGUUGGGGCGUUGGUUCGAAACCUACUCGAAGAUACGCAUAAAUUUUUGCUGACACUGCCACUGGCGAAACACAAAGAGAUCCAGAUGGCACACGCCGUGAUUGUGUCCGACAUGUCACAGUUGGUGCAGAAGAUCAAGACGGCAGUACAGAACAAGCACACAACGAUGGCCGACGAAUACGGACGCGGCGUGCUCGCAGCGGGUCACAGUCUCGCUCAGGACGCACGAAUUCUGUUAGAGGCUGUGCAGACGGCUGCAGUCUAGUUGGUCGUCUCGUGGCUCGUAUUCAGGCUCGAGCAAUUAGAAUUGUAAUUAUGUUUGCAAAUGUAGAUUGAGUGUUUUCGAGAUCACUGCAACGUAUCGGUUGCUGAAACUAGAUACAGAGUUUAAUAUUGUAAUGAAUCUUAUAAUAAUAUACGGGACAUUUAU
Molecule: messenger RNA, 3921 nt
Organism: Corticium candelabrum
Lineage: Eukaryota; Metazoa; Porifera; Homoscleromorpha; Homosclerophorida; Plakinidae
Product: focal adhesion kinase 1-like
Biological process (GO): protein phosphorylation; signal complex assembly
Cellular component (GO): cytoskeleton; focal adhesion
Molecular function (GO): protein tyrosine kinase activity; ATP binding
Source: RefSeq, a predicted model, not a curated record